AUGCUUUCACGUCUUUCACGUCAAUUGGGCAUCAAAGCCCCACAAAUCGUUCCUAUUCAAUUAAGAUUGUUUUCCCUGUCAACAAUCGUCUCGGCUCUUACUGUCGAUAAAGAAAAGAAUAAAAUCAAACAAUUGAAGGCCACCUUGAAAAAGGAAAAGGAUGUACUUGCAAAGUUGAAAGCACAGCACAAAAAAAUCACCCAGAAGCACAAGGAUCUCGUGCUGAAGAGAAAAGCUGAAGCUUCAGAGAAAAAGCUCAUUAGCAAAGCACUUAAGCCAUACAGAAAGAUCACUGGUCUCAAUGUGUUUAUUAAGGAAAGAGUUGGAAAUGGUGCAACAAUUGCUACCAUUGGCAAAGAGUGGUCUUAUUUGACCGAGGCAGAGAAAGCCGAUUUCCAGACUAAAGCAGAUGCGCUUAACGAGGAGAACUUGAAGAUCUGGAAACCAAAACCCACCCCACCAGCAAAUAUGUAUGCUGCCUUCGUAAAAGAACACUGGGUAAAUGACGGUCGUGACUUUGGCGAAGUUAGUAAGGAAUUGGCUUCGAAGUGGAAAGAAAUGUCUACGCUGGAAAAAGAAGCCUACGCCCCAUCCCAAAGUGAAAAGGAUGCGUAUGCAAAAGAGUUGGAACAAUGGAAAGAAAACAGAAUAAAGCUUUACAAGGAAAAGCUCGAGUCCGCCUAG
Molecule: messenger RNA, 684 nt
Organism: Clavispora lusitaniae ATCC 42720
Lineage: Eukaryota; Fungi; Ascomycota; Pichiomycetes; Serinales; Metschnikowiaceae
Gene: GCF1
Product: Gcf1p
Source: RefSeq, a predicted model, not a curated record